CAUAAGAAUCGAGUAGUAUUGAUUUUUGUUGAUUUUCAAUUGUUGUGCUGUUAAAGUGUUCAAAUCCACGUUAUAUAUAUAUUAAUUAUAUUAUUAAUAAAGACACAGUUAUAAAUUCAAUAAAAUGGGUCGUUCGCGCUCAAGGAGUAAAUCGCCCAGCCGAAGGCAUCACAAGAGCAAACACUCCAGAAAAAGAAGCAAAUCUAGAGAAAAAAGUGAUAAAAACAGUUUAGUAGCUGCCUAUAUGAAAGCAGAGAAACGAGAAAGGAGUUCUAAAUCUAGGUCACAUUCUGAAUCUUCAAAUAGUGAUAGUGAUGCAUCUGUAAUCAUAAGUAGUCGAUCUCACAAGAAGAAAUCUUCUAAGUCUAGAAAACUUAAUGAAGUUGAAAGGCUAGCGGAACUAGAAAGGCAGCGGAGGCAGCGAGAAGCAGAACAUAAAAUUAUUGAAGAAGAAGCUGCAAAACGAAUAGAGCUCUUAGUCAAAAAGCGGGUAGAUGAAGAAUUGGAAAAGCGCAAGGAUGAAAUAGAAUAUGAAGUUGCAAAGCGAGUGGAAGCAGCUAAACAAGAAAUGGAAGCAGCCAUGAUGAUAGAACUUGAAAAUAGAAGAAAACGACAAAAAGAAGAAGAGCGAAAACGAGAGGAGGAGGAAAAACAAAAACGAGAGGCUCUAGAAGCAAUCAUGGCUGAAAACAAUCGCAAAAUAGAAGAAGCCCAAAAACGAUUGGCGGAAGAAAGACUCGCCAUGAUCGAAGAACAAAGAAAAAUGGAUGAAGAAAGACAAAGAAUGAAAAAAGAACAAGAAAAGCGAAUAAAAGAAGAACAGAAGAAAAUUCUUGGUAAAAAUAAUUCACGUCCUAAACUAUCAUUUACUUUAAAAACUGUAUCAUGA
Messenger RNA from Ctenocephalides felis (cat flea), 889 nucleotides. RefSeq names its product UPF0430 protein CG31712 (gene Arglu1). Gene Ontology annotation, molecular function: cadherin binding. The record is from RefSeq and is a predicted model, not a curated record. Lineage: Eukaryota; Metazoa; Arthropoda; Insecta; Siphonaptera; Pulicidae. The transcript is spliced from 5 exons. Bases 125 to 889 code for a protein of 254 amino acids. Gene Ontology annotation, cellular component: mitochondrion; nucleoplasm.